This is a messenger RNA of Meloidogyne enterolobii, 375 nucleotides long. NCBI's taxonomy places the organism in Eukaryota, Metazoa, Nematoda, Chromadorea, Rhabditida, Meloidogynidae. The record is from the annotation of a GenBank genome assembly.
AUGAGUAUUGGUCUAGAAAAUUUGAAGUCAAAAAGUUUUAUUAGAUAUUCUCCAAAGGGGGCUACAAUUUUAACCGAGAGAUUCGAAUUAUUUAAACUUUCAACGACAACUUGGAAUAAUAAUGAAAUUUUUGGGUGUGGAUUAGUUUAUCCUCCAAAUAAUAAAAUGGGUGAAGAAGAACAUCCUUAUGUCUUUUUUACACAAAAUGGAAAACAAAUUGGUAAAGGCAUAUUAUUAAUUCACAAUUUCGACGUAUAUAAACCUUAUGUUGAUCUAAAAUGUUGUUCAAUUGAGACUAAUUUUGGAAAUGAUUUGGAGACUAAACCGUUUAAAUAUGAUAUUUCAACCCAUUUAAUUAUUAAAGAAUUUUAUUGA